Messenger RNA from Symbiodinium sp. CCMP2592, 10932 nucleotides. Lineage: Eukaryota; Dinophyceae; Suessiales; Symbiodiniaceae. The record is from the annotation of a GenBank genome assembly.
AUGGGCUGGUGGCGCAAGGCUACAACGUGGUGUACUUGGGGGCAUUUGGGCCCUGAUCUCGACGACGACGGGCACCUUGACCCUUUCAAGUUGAGGGGCCGAGUCGGCGUUUGCAAGCGGACCAUGUUUCUGGGCAUCAUUCUGUCAACCGAGGCUGCUGAUGAAGCGGGUCUGGACCUGAGACUUUCAGACGUUGCUCAUCUAGAGCAACACCACAGCAGGCCAGUCUACGCCCGUGUGAUGGGCAGGAAGAACUCACAGCCAUGGAAGGACCGCGGCUACAAAGGUUACGAGCACUACGAGCACUACGAAAAAGACCCACGACUCUGGCGAGGUGCAUGGGCAUUAUCGCCACGUGGUGGUUCGCAGGCCCCGCCACGCUACGAUCAGGUGAGGCUGGAUGGCAAGAACCAGCCAGAACAGGCCUGGAAAGAGCAGUACCCAUGGCGUCAACCUUCGCAACCAGCCAAGGGACUCGAAGCUAUGACGGCCAUGCAAGCAGUCCAGAGAGCUUUGACUGCCACCAGGAAAGCGGACCAAAAAAUCCGCAAAUUACAAGAGGACAAGGAGCGCCGCCAGCUACAAUGGGACCAAUUUGCCAAGGAACAGGCGGCGAAUUUCGUCAAGCAGAAGAGGCAGUUUGCGGACGACAUGACCCGCCUGGACACGGAGCUUCUUCAAGCGGCAGAGGCUGGCAAUGCCGCUGCGGAAAGGGUCAAGGCCAUCGUCCUCCACGGACACGUGGAACCCAAACCCAUGGAAGGUCAGGAGUCCGAGGAGGAAUGGGACAAGCUGAUCAAAACUCCAUCAGCCCUCGACUACAGCGGCACCGCCUUCUACAACGCCAAUGCCUCCGACGACGACCCAGCAGGCGCUGCAGCACCACCUUCAGCGGACAAAGGCAGUCCCUUGCUGGCCGACAGACUUGCAGCCCGGAGGGAAGAGCGCCCCGACGACACAGGACAGCGACCGGACGCGCAGAUCAUCGAGGAAGAGGCAGAAGAGCUCGAUCUGUCGCGAGAGCCGCUACUCACCCAUCAGCAGAGAGACUCUCUGGCGGGGCCGGAGGUGUUUGAGACCUGGGGGUCUCACACUGGCCAGUUCCCCUUCGGAGAAUGUUUCGCUGUGACCUCAUUGGCUCAUGCUCAGGCAACUGACGUUCGUCCCGAUGGUUGGCUAGCACACAGCUCCGAGACCGACAGCGCCACUCUCCGCAGGUUCCACGUCCUUGAAGUCUUAGCAUUGCUGACAGCUGUUUUGCCACAGAUCCCUGUGAUGGGCCCCAUUUAUGCGGCCUUUACUCAGAGUAUCGUUACACUCAGAGACCUCGACGAGCAGGCCAAAUUUCAGGAAAUCACCAACUGGAUCGUUUUUGUUGCUCAGCAGCCCAGUACGGUGCUUCCCCCAGAGCUCACAUUCAUUGAGCUCCUACACGGUCCGAUUCCACAGCCACAGGAUCAUGCCUUCACCAUCCCAGCACCAGGGGAUGAGAACCUUCUGCGACAGUCGGGUCAGAUCUACCAAGGCAUCGUCGCUGCCGUAGGACAGUGCCUUCGCUUUCUAGCGGUACAGAGGGGUCAUUAUGCGCAAUCUGCUUUUCUGAAUCACCUGCAGCAACGCAUACCCGUGGGUCAUGCGCACGCUCUCGCUGAUUUUCCAGACAUGCAGCAGCCGAUUGUUGUCACUGAGGAUACCAUCCUGCAGCCAAUUCUCCUGCAAGGCAACACUCACGACGCCACACUUGCUCCUAGGUCAACACCGACUUCUGCGAGUUCCCGUCAGGACUCUCAAGGCGACCUUCAGCUUAUCACGUCACUGCAAGCUCCACGGCUCCUCGGUGUAGGACCAGGUAGGCUGACGACAGACAGUGAUGACGAAAUAUCUAGCACUGACAUCGCUCAGGCUAGAUUCCUCGUGCUCCGUCUUGACUGCCAACCUGUAGAGUUGACCGUCUCUUUUCAGACACCCUCUACGGUUGAGCAAGUUAUAGAGACCGUUGCCCAAGCCCUGCCAGACGAAGUCUACAACCACUACUCCCAGGUGCACCCAGUCGACCCGCAACCGUCUUCACAGUGGGGUCUGGCGCUUGCCCUGCCAUCUUGGGCUAGCCAGGAGCCUCUCAUUGUAUGCGAUACUACUGCGGUUGAUGGGCGGCUCUUUCUGCUCUCUGUUGGCCCUGUCACUGCCCGCCAACGCCUCUGUCGGCUCGCCGGUGUUCAGCCACAGAAGGUUACCAUUUAUGCAUACGGCAGCGCACACCCUCUCACUGACGGCAUUGAUCUGCACCUUGAGCCCUACAGGUGUGUCUUCUUCGUGCCGCAAGGGUCGCCGCCCAAGGUUGGCCACAGUCUGAAAUCUAUGGCCAUCACGCCAUACGGAUGGUUCCCGGCUGUUCACCUUCCCCUAGCGCCAGGGGGUCAGAGCAGCAACAUCUACUGCCUAGCUACUGCAGGAGGGGACCGGCUGCACCGGCUGCAGGCUACAAGAGACAGUUUAGUCCCCAGAGAGAUCGCGGAAAGCCUUGGCCUGCCUACGGGUUCCACCGUUGUUCAGCCCGGCGUGCCCCGCAUAGCAGAUGCUAGCUAUCAAGGAUACCACUGCCGCAACGUCUUGGCCGUUGCCCGCCUACCAGAGGAUGAGGACGACUUUAGAGGCCUUGCUCCUGCCCUUGCACUUGUUGACUGCCGUGCGCUGCUUCAGGGUUGGCAAGUUCUAUUCGUCUACAAUGGCAAAGUCUCACACUCAGACCUUGCGUGUCAACUUGCCCACUUUGCACCCGCUGAACACCAUGUUCAGCUCGAUGGCACCAGGAUGGAUGGUGAAGACUUACUCGUUGAUCCAGGUCAAGUUGUCAUUGCCCAGUAUGUUGCCAGUACGCCGGCUCCAGCUGGCGAAGACGAAGAAUCAGAAUGUUCUUCAGAUCCUGCUGUCUCGGAUACCUCAACAAUGGGCAUGGACACUACGACAGCCCCCGCAGAUUCAGAAGGCGAACACCUUUUUGCAGACGAUCCAGCUUUCGCUUCGGGUGCAUCCAGGUCCCGUAGUCGGACACCACCAGGCAGAGUCAGAUCCAGCACUACCGCCACUCCACAAGAUCCCGUGCCGACUGCUCCGCCGCCUCCGGCGGCAGGUGAAACCUCUUCAUCGCAGCGCAGUUAUGAGCCUGCUACAGGCAGCAUGACAGCCCCGACUCUUGCAGGAAUUGUUAUUGCCGGUACUCUGCCGGGGGCAUCAGCGACUCCUGCACAGCUCAUGCCUUCCGCGGAGCUGCCAGUCCAGCUCACUGCCCUGCAUAUCUGCAUUUUGUUCGGGAUUUUUGUAGCUUUGGUUGCAUUUAAAGUCCUUAUUGAGCCGGCUUUGCAGACACCGCCCUCACAGCUAGCCUUGGCAACCUUACGCAUGCUGGCACACCGCGCCGGACUUUCUUGGCGCUAUAGCCCAAGUCCGACCUCUCUCUUCCUACCGGAAGACCACACAUCAGACUCAGAUGGGUCCUCUCAUGUUGAGGACAUUCCCCUGCGUUUCGUUGUGGCAACCCCGGGGUACACUCUGGAGCGCAUCAUGCUGCGACAGGAAUUGCCCACCACCGUCCCAGCACUCAUUCCGUCUCUUCAGACAGCUCGAGAUUCAGCCCGCAGCCGAGUCUUUUCCACUCUCAUCCCAGCGGACCCCCAGCCCUGCGCAGGUACAGGUCUUUUCCUCGCUGUGCCAGACAGACCUACGACAGACUGUGUGCUCUGCAUUGACACCACGCUUUUCGACCAGAGGCUUUUUGCAGUCAAAGCUCCAUGUUAUGUGGAUCGCCGUCUCCUUUUUACCCUGGCCAAUAUUUCUCCAGAGCUGCACAUACAGGUCUAUGUAGGGUCUGACACACAUCCUUUGUCAGAUGACAGCCAUUGUCAUGUGUUCACUGGACAAACGGUGUCGUUUAUACCGUCAGACGUCCGCAUUGCUCAGCCCCAGUCUUUGCAUCAGGCCUUACAGUACAGGGCUCCCUGGAGUCGUGCCUCCACUGUGCCCCUUGACACUGAAAGUCAGUGCUACUGCUUGGCCACUUCCGAGGCCACCCACGUGUUUCUCUAUGACACCCGUGCGCCACAGGCCUACAGGAGGCAGGUCGCAGACACGCUACGCAAGGACCCUGCCACCUUUCGACUUUUCCCUGCUAGUCCACGCAUCACUGAUGCCGCGUGGGACGGGCUCCAGUGUCGCACGGUCAUUGCCAUCUGCGAUAAAGGACCCUAUGACCAGGACUCACACACAGGUGCGCUUGUUGACGCCCGUGCUCUUCUACAAGGCUGGCGGUCCGUCAUUAUCAAACAGGGCAAGGUCUCCUGUAAGACCAUCAAAGCCAUGCUAGAGCCUGCCUGCCCAGCCGGCUGGUACCUCCGGCUCAUCGGGAUCCCUGAUGACCGAGACCUGCACCCUGUUCAUGAAGGUCAAGUCAUUGUCGUUUCCUGCCACCCUUGUGGCCCUGGCCCACAGGCAGCCUCUCACACAGGCGACCGCCCACUUGCAUCUGGCGAUGCCUCCGGACCUCCCCCACCCACCCCCGCGAGUGGAGAAGCUGACACAGCUCACAGGCCUGCGACCCACCAUCCGGAUGCUGUACGGCACCACGACACCCAGGAGCUCCCUCCAGCUACCAGCUCUGCUCCUGCCGAUUCUGCUGCCACAGCUGCCGAAUACCUUCAGAGUGUUUUCCUCAUCAUUGGUCAGGACUACUGCCCAGAGAUCGUUUUUGCAAGACUGCCUGUGGACAUCUCGGUGUCAGCCGCUCUCACAGCUGUUAACUCAGCGCGAGCGCCUUAUGCUAGGCUACGGUUACCCAGGAUCAUUGCAGUGCAUCCCCAGUCUGUUCCUGGAGUCGCUGUCGCCAUUGCUUCACCGAUUUGGCACCCAACCGGCGUGCUCCUCCUAUUCGAUUGUUCGCGGGUAAACGGUGCCAUAUAUACACUCCAAAUGCCGCGCAUACUGCACCGACAUGCAAUCUUGACAGCAGCCGGCAUACCUACCGGUCCAGAAUAUGAGGUCUACGUCAAAGACCUACCCUGGCCACUACCCAACGGCAGCAACAUAGAGCUACACAGUGGAGACGCCCUUGUCAUAGUGCCUGUGCAACCAUCCGUGCUCGUCACUAUGUCGCUGUCUGACAUGCUCCACUCCAGAACAGGCUGGGAUCAAGACUGGGCCCCUAACUUUGCCGAAUACACAGAGACAGCGUGGAUCCUGGCAGACCACGAUAAUCUCCUGUUUCAGGUUGCUUCAGCAAGGCGAUCGUCGGUACGUGCCGACCUCGCUCAGCACCUGGGCCUCCCUCCCACAGAGCUAGUCCUACGACCCGCUACGCCAGCAAUACAGAACCAUGCCCAUAGAGGUAUCCCCACGCGUAAUGUCCUCAUAGAGGCAAGCCCCUACGGGCAGCCUUUCACACAGGACCCUGACAUCUCAGAUGCUCAGCCGGUGUCCUUCGGGUCAGCCAAGGCGCAGUCCACCUGCCUCUCCCUCAGCAGGGAACACUACGAAGCUCCCGCCCUACAGGCACCUCCUGUUAUCUCCCUCGCUCAAGCUGUGCCGGACUGGUUGGACACCGAUCUUCGCCACGUCCUGAAGAAUCAAGACAUCAGUCUGGAACUGCGAACCUCCUUUGCCAACCUUACCAGUUGGUAUGAUGCGGGCAGUCCGAAGCCCAGUGCCCUGCAUGUUUACACAGACGGCUCUGCAGCAUCGCAGCAGCAGGACCUGCAACCUUGCUCCUGGGCUUUCGUCGUUUUUGCGAUCUGCCAAGGCGAGUGCAUAGACGAUGCCCUCACGGGAGAGCUUCUAGUGGAGGCACCUUUGGUACCUCCCGUCAGCCUACAGGUAUGCCUGCCGGACUGGAUCCCUGCCUUUGCCGCGCAUACUCUUCGUGACUGGGCAUGGGCUAUGGUACCCGGUCAUAUUGACCUGCCAAGACCCUUCGCCUUUGCUGUCGAGGUCGCUCUGCAACAGGCAAGACCCGAGCCGCCAGCCCGCGCGCCCACGCAAGCCCUAGUUGAAACACGGCUGCCAGCCACCGACGUAUCGUUUUGCCUUACCUGCCUCACAUUCAAUGUCCUUACUCUGAAGGAUUCAACGGGGCCCCAGCUGACUACUGGCUCCGUAGGCAUGCGCAUGUCCGGGCGCAAAGAAGUCUUAAAACGAUCUUUACGAGAACACCGAGUUCAUGUCGUCGGUCUCCAAGAGACCAGACUACCCAGUUCAGAGCUGCAGUCGGACCCCGACUACUUGAUUUUCAACACAGCUGCGGCCGCCAACGGCGCAGGCGGCUGCGCGCUCUGGCUCUCUCGCAAGCUUGCUUAUGGUGAAGACAGCACAGGACGCCUCAUCUUUCAAGAAGACCAUGUCACGGUUGUAAGCUCCUCCCCCCGUCAUCUUGUCGCCAACGUUCUCACACCGCGUUUGCGGCUGCACAUUCAAGUUGUGCAUGCUCCAUCACCAAGCAAUGUCAGCAUCGGUGAGGUACAAGACUUUUGGAAUAGCCGCGCAUCCGACUUUUCAAAAAGGCCCGCCGGUACAGACUUUCUUUUCCUGUGUGACGCCAACUCCAAAGUUGGCUCCAUGCCUACUUCUUUUGUCGGCUCCCAUCAAGCCGAAGAGGAGAAUGCCAGUGGCACGCUGUUCCACGAAUUUGUCAUGCGCAUCGGCGCGUUAGCUCCAUCCACACACGCAGAGUACCACCAAGGCUCAGGAGGCACCUGGUGUUCCCCCAGAGGCCUAUGGUCUCGCUUGGACUAUGUGCUGAUCCCCAUUUCUUGGAAGGAUUUUGAAGUCCACACCAAGGUCUUAUAUGAAGUUGAGGCGCUCCAACAGCGCGUCGACCAUGUGCCUCUUCUUUGUCAUUGUGCCUUUGUCAAAUGGGCUCCAGCCCAUACAUACACCGUUAAUCGUCGUGCGGCACUGCGUCCGACCCUUCCAGUAACCGUGCUUGAGAGGAGAGAAGUCCGAGCCACCCUCGCCAGCCUUGCCCCACAGUCCUGGCAUCAGGAUUCCACCAGCCAUCACGACGCGCUUGUGGAACAGUGGCAGCAGGCCAUCAAGCCCGCUCAGAUCGAGGGGCCACAGCCACGUCAGACCUUCUUGUCUGCCGACACACUCAGCACCAUUCAAGUCCGUACGGCAGCACGUCGUUAUCUCGCCCAGGAAGCUCAGGAGAGGGAUCGACGUUGGCGCUUCAUAUGUUUCGCUGCCUUCAUUCACAACUGCCGAGGCUCAUACUUUACUUCCCAGACACUUUCUGUCGUGGAAUCCUGGCUGCGGCAACUUGAUGUCAGCGAAGCCAGAGCGCUGACUGUCCUUUACGCUUCUACCAAGCAGAUUCGGCGACAAGUAGCCAAUGAUAGACAAGCCCACCUUGCGUCCCUCGCCCAGCAGGCGGCACAGCAUGAUAUCAAAGAUCCCGCUGCUCUCUACAAGGCGCUACGCAAAGCUUUUCCGGAGACCCGCCCCACACGACGCAGUUCCUUCAAGCCACUGCCAACCUUGCGUCUUGAAGAUGGCACUCUCGCCACCACUCACCAAGAACGAUGCGAAGGGUGGCGCAGGCACUUUGCAAGCCAGGAAGCAGGUUCUCUUGUCCUACCCGACGAAUACUGUCGUCUAUUCGAGGCUGCUGCCCCAAGCCAGUCCUGGGAUAUGGACAUCCAUGCGGUACCUACCCUAUGCCAGGUGGAAGCCAUCAUCCACACCCUGCAGUGCCGCAAGGCUGCAGGAGCUGACUCCAUCACAGCCGAAACCCUCAAAACAGACGUUCCGGUGACGGCCAGGCAAUUGCUACCGCUUCUGGCUAAGACCUCUUUGAGGGCACUAGAACCGGUGUCUUUUAGAGGUGGAGAUCUUUUCUUAUUAGCCAAACGUGCCGCCAACGUACUGGGCUGUGACGGCUAUCGCUCAAUCCUAAUAUCAUCCGUAUUAGGAAAGAUCUAUCACCGUUGUGUCAGGCAGCAAUUGCUGCCGAGCUUCUCGGCUGAUAGAGCGCCCUUUCAUGCAGGCAUCCUCCCCGGCCAGGGCAUAGAGCUUAUCUCCAUCACAGCCAAAACGUUUUUCCAUUCCUGCAACGCCCGCAGCCAACAGGGUGCGAUCAUCUUUUUUGAUUUGAAGGCAGCUUUCUAUCAAGUGCUGCGGGAACGGCUCGUUGAGCCAGCAGACAGGGAAGCCAGGAUUGAGGACCUCUUUGCCCAUCUGAAGCUACCAGACACUGCCAUCUCGGAGCUCCGGCAGCAGCUUCUCAACAUCCCCAUUCUUGCCGCGGCAGGCGUCUCGGCACAUACACAGGCCCUUGUCAGGGACAUGUUCCGUGGCACCUACUUUCGCCUUACUAAGUGCUCUGAGCUCACAUACACGCGACGAGGCUCGCGACCUGGCGAUCCUGCUGCAGACCUACUGUUUGCUUUUGCCCUUUCGGCGUACUUUCGAUCAGCCUUAGCUGCCCUUGAGGCAGAAGGUUUGGCUGCCAAUAUCCCUCACGAAGCCACUCGUCCCCCCUUUUGCCCUCAUCAAGGUCCGAUCGAUCUGCACUGCCCUGCUUGGGCCGAUGACUUUCUAUGCCCUCAGACAGGCCAGAACUACGCCGACCUCGUCAACAGAGCUCGAAGGGCCGUCCAGCUACUUACCGAACACGCAUCUUCCCUCGGCAUGGAGGUCAAAUUCGGGACAGACAAGACUGCCAUCCUUCUUCCGGCCGAACUCCUGGCCCGUCAUGCUUCACUGCUGGACGUGGACUCCGAGGGAGCGUUGGGCCUUGCCUUCACUGAUCAGAUCACACUGAUCAGACACUUCGUGCCGGCGGUACAUACGUACCGCCAUCUUGGGGGCAUCUUGACCUCGGACUCCAAUCCGAGCCCGGAUUUACAUUAUCGUUUUGCUCAGAGUAUGAGUACUGUGAAGCCGUUAAGACGAAAGCUCUUCGGGGCACGGCGCUUUGAUCUGAAGACAAGACGCAUGCUUUUGCGCUCGCUUGCAGUGUCCAAAUACACACACACUGCUGCAGCACUUAUGCUGCACUUCGGCGUGCAUCGACGCCUUUGGGAGCGACACUACCUCACACUGUGGCGCGUGCUCACGGCACGCACCGCCGUUGACGUCCAGGCCUCAGCAUAUACCGUCCUCCGCAAUGCACAAGCCACCUCGCCCCCUUUGGCGCUUGCACACGCUAGGGCGGCUUGUCUCGCCAAGCUCUUUCGACACGGCCCUGCCGAUUUGAUUGCUCUUUUGUGGGACCACUGGCGCAUUGCACCGGCUCGGUCAUGGUUGGGCCAACUCUGCGAGGACGUCCAGGCUGUUGCUGUGUUUCAGCCCAUUGUCAAAGACCUGCUCGGAGACUCAGCGGUCGUUCCAGGCAUACUCGAAGCCUUUGCUCAAGAUCCGACCUGGUGGCCUCGUCAGGUUAGGUCUGCAAGUCAGGCCUUCCUACAGGACUUGGACAAGUGGCAUGAAAGCAAGAUUGCCAAAGCUCCCCGGGUUCCUACGCCCAGAGCUGAAGAUCUUCCUUAUCAGUGCCAUGUCUGCAACAGCGCCUUUCCGCUCAGGAAACACAUGUACGCACACAUGGCCAAGGCUCACCAGAUUUACAGCCCGGCGCGACAUUACGCCAUCUCCACCGUGUGUCAAUCGUGCCUCAAGUUGUUCCCUGACAUUGUCUCUGCCCAACUGCUCGGCUAUGAGUUGCAGCAUGUUUGGACACUGCAAAGGUUAGCUAAUUCUGGAAAGGCGUUGGAUCACAUUUUUCAGGGCCUGAGGUAUUUGGUGCACCACUUUGACCAGAUGCUGCCGCAGAGGAUUGCUCCAGACGUGUACUGCUACGGGCUCGCAAUGGAUGCUUGGGCCGAAGGUGGUCAUUGGUUGCAGAGCCUGGCCAUCUUUGACAGCAUCGGAAGUCAUACCGUGCCUGAUGCAGUUUGCUUUGGCACAGCCAUCCGCGUCUGCCAAAAGGCCUCUGACUGGCUGGCCGCCUGCGAGCUUCUCAGCGAUAUGGCCUCCGGAGGACUCAAGCCCGACACGGUCUCGUUCGGAGCAGCGAUGUCCGCCUGUGCUGCUGCUGACGCUUGGGGGUCGGCGCUGCACCUGCUGGCGACAAUGUCUGCAGAGGCCACGGAGCCGGAUUUGAUCUGCUUCAACGUGGCCAUCAGUGCAUGCGAGAUGACCGGAAGGUGGCAGACAGCCCUGGCGCUACUGGAGGACCUGUGCAAGAACUUCAGCCCGACGGCCACGAGCUUCAAUGCCGCCAUUACCGCCUGUGGGAAGGGCGGGGAGUGGCAGCGGGCUCUGACCCUGCUGUCCUCCAUGCAUGACGCAGCUGUGCUGCCCGACAGAAUCAGCUUCAAUGCGGCCAUCAGUGCUUGCGACAAUGGUGGAAUGUGGCCAGCUGCCGUCCACCUUCUGUUCAGCAUGCACGGCCGGAUGCAAGCUCCCGACCAGGUUAGUUUCAAUGCCGCCAUCAGUGCCUGCGAGCAGGGGGGUGCGUGGCAUCAAGCCUUGGCUGUGUAUCAGGAGUUGAUCCUUGCAGAUUUGUCUCCGGAUGAGCUUACCCACAACGCCGCCGUUGGCUCUUUUGCUGUGGCCAGUGCCUGGGUUGCUGCCUUGCACUUUUUAGCAGAGGAGAUGCUAUCGCGGGGCCUUUGCCCAAACGGCCUGCAUGCCGGGGCGGUGGCAAGGUCUGCGAUGGCUUCAGAGGGCCUGGAGGCCGCCUGGAGCUUCUUGGAGCAGUUCAAGGAGCUCUGGCUUGUUGCGUUCGGCGGGCAGGUGGCGGAAGUGCCGCUGAAUGCGUGCUUAAAGAGUACCGGGCGGCCAGAUGCUGCCGAGGACGUGUCACUGCUCGCCAGUGCUCCAGGGGUCAUCUUCGCUUGCAAGCCUGCCGGGUUGACUACCGAUGAGGUGGUCCAUGCGAGCGUUUGA